AUGGACGACUCCGUUGAUAUCUACUUGACCAGCGUGUGGAAGUACGAGGAUGCUGGAGUCGAGCGUGUUCUCGCGGAAUUGCGAAAACAGACCCCUCAAGGCCAAUUCGAAUUCGAGCCAGAAGCUGGGUGGUUCAAGGCAACCUGUCCAGCCAGCAAAGUAGCUGACGUGCAAGCUCAUUUUCGCACAAUCCAUACAGAGAUCGAAAGAGAUUUACAAACCCAGGAUGGGGCCAAGGUAAUUGCUUCUCUCCUCCAGACCCUCGUGGUCCACGCGCUAUCCUUACUUACCUCCAUCAUCUACGUUCAGAUACCUCUUGACAGCAAAUGGUUGAAGGUGCCGAGUCCCGGAGAGUUGCCUGCCCAAUCCAACACGGAGAAAAAAGCUAUCAUAGACUACCAGUGUCCCGUACGAUUCGACAACUAUAACUACACUCAAGUGUGGAAGCGCGUGAAGGAAGAAACACCAGACGCAAUCACGAUUCAUACGUUUCUCAGCGCACAAGACAUGGCAACCAUCUCAGAGUCAUCGGGCGUAUUCAUCCAGUGCGAUUCUACUGACCGGCUGGCGUACCUCGGAGGUCCAUCUAAGCAGAGUCUGAGCCAAGCGAGCACGAUGCUUGAUAACAUGUUCCGCCGAUAUGCACAUACCAUGCCGCCCCCCAAGCACCUGUUGCAUGCCGAAACAGAAGGAAUACAUCACGUUGAUGUGAGGUACAUGGCCCAUGUCAACGAAGCCAUGCUUACAUCGACUAUACUGGAUCCCGGGCAUUUUCCCGGCAACAAGAUGAAUACCAUGUUUGAAGCCAUCUUCUCCAAGGCUGUCUGUCUUCGAAUCUGUAUAUUCGAUCCCUUCAAACGAACCGAGGUCUCCUUCUUUGGCCCAAGGGUGAAGCCGCUCUUCCAUGACCAGGCACACAAGUCGCCGAGCUGGCUCAAAGAUGAGGAGUAUGCACCGAAAGCUCUGGGCGUGACGGCCCCAAGCGAAUUGCCAUCCACCAAUGAGCCUGACAAGUCUCAGACACCACCCAAGGACUCUGAAGCGAACGGGUGGGAAAAACAGCUCGACCUUCUCUCAUUGGAGAGCAAAGACUUGGAAAAGAUGGCCGAGGCAACCAAUGGCCGUCCGGCAUUGAAGCCUGCAUCUCUGGCGCCACCGCCAGAGAACGGGAAAUACGGCUAUCAGAUGCGACUGCUAUGGGAAUUCGUCAACAACCCAGUUCCUGGGCCUAAAACUGAUGCUUCCAAGUCCAGUAAACUCAUCACCACGCUGGACGACGACAACAGAGAAAACACACUCAUAGAUAUAGGCACAGACGAAACAACGCCGUCGGUGGCCAAAUCAGUUGAAGAUGGGUCAAGACAGGGAGACCAACCGCUCAUCGACCUUCCCGUACAGGCCCUUUCUGUCGGCAAAUCCAGCAGCGGCUUUUCCUCCACUCUUUCGAGAAAGCUCUGUCGCCAAAUCAAGUUAUUGACAGCAGACCUCCCUUAUUGCAGAGGCCGCGUACAGAUGCACGCGGCGCUGGGCCGCAUCUACAUGAUGGAUGCCAACCCGAGUGGACUUGCCACAAAUGGCCCUGGCGAGCGAGCGUCUGGAUGGGCCCCUACGGACAUUGUGACCCGACUGGAUACGGUAUGCGUGUCCCCCGGGAGCGUCAUGUUUACCAAGGCACUAUCGAUCUUUGCAAACGAUAUCGAAAAUGUCGUUGGGACCGGAACAUCGAAUCCGCUGUGGACUUUCAAAGAGAAGCGCGUGAUUUACGAGUUUAAGUGCCAGCGAUUUUCCUUCACGAGCGAUGGGGUGCCGAGAGCACAUAACCCUUUUGUUGUCGAGAUCGAUGGCACUCGGCCGGGUGCAUUCACUUACAACAUGCGCCGCCUCGAAGAUGCGCGCCCGCCAAUAUGGGUGCACUGCAUCCGGCGGCACUGGGAUGUCCGAAUCGCGGUUAUGUACAGCCCGACAGAAAAGCUAGAGAAAAUGUACGGCGACUUUGCGCAGGGGCUUCUGCGGUCGAUGGUAGUUCCGCCAGGACCCAUUGGGCCCGGGACAGGGCCUCGGUUCCAGGUCGGUUACGAUUACCGGGAGAUGUCAGCUACAACGGGGCCUCGGUUCUGCACCAAGAUUUUGAACGCGCGCGUUCGCCACGUGGGACGCCAUGUCAGCAGGGAUGGAGAAAGCUUCUUGGACGUGUCGUGGAACCGGCACAUGAAGCUCGAGACAAAGCCAGACAACAGCGACAGCCGGAUGGGAAUUCUGCGGGCAACGGCAGCAGCAGAUGACCCGGUACAUGGCGUGUUUGGAUCAUGGUACGAAGCCAGCGUGCUCUCGGUACGGGCGGAGGAAGCAUUCCGGGAAAACGAGACACUGGGGGUGGGUGGGGCGGCAGCGUGGACCAGCUCGGCGAUGCAGGAGAGCAUGUCCAGAGCCAUGUUUGAGCCGGCACUGGAUCUUGUCGAAAAGAUGGACGGUGUGGGCGUGCUCAUUGACAACGGACAGGGCGACACGAUGUGGACGCCACCGGCCAAUCAGAUGAACAUGGCUCUGGUGCCGGCUUCGGGGCGGUUCUGGUGA
Grosmannia clavigera kw1407 is the source of this 2574-nucleotide messenger RNA. RefSeq lists its product as uncharacterized. The transcript is spliced from 2 exons. The coding region runs from base 1 to 2574 and encodes 857 amino acids. The record is from RefSeq and is a predicted model, not a curated record. Lineage: Eukaryota; Fungi; Ascomycota; Sordariomycetes; Ophiostomatales; Ophiostomataceae.